Molecule: messenger RNA, 2970 nt
Organism: Bursaphelenchus okinawaensis
Lineage: Eukaryota; Metazoa; Nematoda; Chromadorea; Rhabditida; Aphelenchoididae
Source: the annotation of a GenBank genome assembly
AUGCCUUCAGAAGCCGAUAAACGCUAUGGGUUACAGAGUAAACAGGAAUACAAGAGGUUUACUGACGACGAGCAUGAUCAGAAGGGGAGCGCUAGUAUAUUGGUAAAUUUUUGAUGAUUUUGGGAUUUUAGGUAACAAUUUUUAAAAAUUUAGUUUUUAUGUAACAAUUUUUUAAAGUUAGUAAGCAAGGAAUCGUAUAAAGGGCGUGGGUAUGGCAAAAAAAUCUUUUUUCUAGGGCUGAGGAAGAAAAAAAAAUAGAAAGAGGUUCAGAGUACAACAUCAAUGUUUAUGUCAGCAAAUUUGUUUACAACCUCUAAAUUAACUAAAAACUGAUUUUUAUCUUUCAACUUUGGUUUAUCAAAACAAAAUGUUUUUGCCUAUGAUAAUAUAUUUAGUUGUUCAAAUUAUUUUGAGCUACUAGCCCCAAAAAUUUGCUUCGAGUUGUGGCUCAGAAUUAUUUGAACAACUUAAUAACGUAACUUUGAUUUUACAACCAUAUGUAUCAUCAAAACAUUAUAAAUCAUCAUUUUAGGCAAUACCUAUAUUAAAAACUAAUAUUUUAGGUAAUAAAUGUACUAAAAAAUUGAAGCAAUACCCAUACUAAAACACAAAAUUUUAGGCAAUAACCCUACUAAUAGUGAUAGUAUCAGCCCUGGUAGCCUAUCAUGACAAAUGGAAAACGGAGCAGAUACCUGAACCUUGUCCGCAGUACGAUGACACUCAAACAGAGCAAUGCUACUACACUUGUAGUAUAGAACUGGUAGAGACUGUACCACAGAAUUUGACAGUGUCAUCUGACAGAGUAAAGUCGACAUUCGACGCUUGGAAUGAGUUGAUUAGUGAAAGUAAAAACUCAUUGGAUAUAGCUGCUUAUAAGUCAAGUUUGAGAGGAAAACACGUACUUGGAGUGUUGACACAGGACUUUUCUGUUGAGGUAAGAGAGUGGAUAUUGUAGUAGAAGUGUUUUUACUCUGCUUUACUUUCUCUUAACUUACCUUAUCUGACCAUGCUUUAUCCUACAUUGUCUUGCUUUGUCUUGUCUUUUCUUGCCUUGCCUUGCCUUGCCUUGCCUUGCCUUGCCUUGCCUUGCCUUGCCUUGCCUUGCCUUGCCUUGCCUUGCCUUGCCUUGCCUUGCCUUGCCUUGCCUUGCCUUGCCUUGCCUUGCCCUGCCCUGCCCUGCCCUGCCCUGCCCUGCCCUGCCCUGCCCUGCCCUGCCCUGCCCUGCCCUGCCCUGUCCUACCGUACCCUACUUUAUAUUAUUCUAUAUUCUGUAACCUACCUUACCGUACCUUGCCCUACUCUACUUUAUCUUAUUCUAUCUUAUUGUACCACCCUACCCUAUCUUUUCCAUACCCUUGCUGGGACUCCUGGUUUCAUAUAUUAUUUAUAACCUCAACUCUACCCUGCCCUCCAAAACCAAUUUUUAAAUUUAUUUCUUAAUUUUACACGUCUUUAUCUUUCAAAAAACCCUACUUUUCUAAAAUUAACUAUUUUUCAGGGUGACCUAAUCUUCGAAGAACUAAAACACGCAGGCAAUCGCAAUGUCAAUAUCAAAAUCGUCGAAAACGCUCCAUCCAAAGACAAAGGCGACAAUGAAGAUGCCAGAAGUCUUCACAAAUCCGGUGUAGCUGCGCUACGAAAACUGAAUCUUCAACGUCUAUACAAUUCUGGCACGAUGCACUCCAAAUUCUUGAUUUCCGACGAAAAAAGUUUUUAUUUGGGAUCAGCCAACCUGGACUGGCGAUCGUUAAGUCAGAAGAUGGAGAUGGGAGUAUUGGUUAAGGAUUGUCCUUGUUUGGCCAAAGAGCUGAGACAUUCCUUCGAACAGUAUUGGCUAGCCGCCAACGUUGAGAGUGUCAGUGGAAUGAAGAAGGCGAUCAAGCGACCUUCUCCUCACAUCUACAACAUGAAGAAGCCGUUGAAAAUACAGUAUGAUGGAGCCGAUUCUGAGGUUUAUAUCGCGGUAAGUUUUGGAGUAUAAAAAAUAUUGUUGUUUUAAGGAAUCAGGACGUUUUUGGUUAAAAACACAACCCGAUAUUGUGAUUAAUAUAGCUAGAGUUACGUUUAUCAGCCAUUUUUUGCCUUAAAAACCAACUUUAUACGAUUAUAUUGCACGUUUACUAAAACCAUAGCCUACUUUAAUACCGUAAAAUGAAAAAUCAUUAAUUUUUACCCUUUCAUCUCUAACCCAAUUUAUAUUGUUCCAGACCUCCCCAAAACUAAUGAACGCCCCAGAACGAACCUGGGACCUAGACGCCCUGGUCGCGACCAUUGACAACGCCAAAACUCGUGUUCAUAUCCAUGUGAUGGACUACUUUCCAAUGUUCCUCUACUCCAAUAACAACCAGUUUUGGCCGGUUUUAGACAACGCCCUUAGGGCAGCCGUGAUUCGAGGAGUUGAUGUUAAGAUCAUCGCUGCUGCUUUACACUUUCCGAAACGAGGACUGCGGUUUUUGAAAAGCUUGGAACUGAUGAAUGAGGUUGGGAAGGGAAAAGUGCAAAUUAGGAUAUUCAAAGUGCCUACACCAGCUCAUAUGCAAAGUGUGAUACGAAGGGAAAGGAGGACGCACAAGAAGUUUGUUGUCACGGAUGAUAGUGUUGUUGUUGGUAAGUGUAAAUAUCAAAAUCAGAUGCCAAAAAGACUUGAGAAACUUAUUCCCAACAAAUUUUAUCCAAUAUCAUCCAAUAACCAUUUGAAAACCCUUUUUUUCACUAAAAACCCAAAUUUUAGGCACCUCAAACUGGUCAGGAGACUACUUCGAAGGCUACGGAACUGGAGCUGCCAUUGUGAUAAAACAGCGAGUUGGAAAUCAACCAAUGGUCGAUAAAAUGCGUCGCAUCUUCAAUCGGGAUUGGAACAGUGAAGCCGCGCAUCCUCUACAUGAAUAUGUCAGUGGGUGUAUUGAUAAGACGGCCAAAGUCGACUUUUGUGAAUACGAAAAGGACAAAUCGUUGUUGAUCGAGUCGUAG